Molecule: messenger RNA, 5789 nt
Organism: Hippocampus zosterae (dwarf seahorse)
Lineage: Eukaryota; Metazoa; Chordata; Actinopteri; Syngnathiformes; Syngnathidae
Gene: slco4a1
Product: solute carrier organic anion transporter family, member 4A1
Exons: 12
Coding region: 557-2854 (765 amino acids)
Biological process (GO): sodium-independent organic anion transport; transmembrane transport
Cellular component (GO): membrane
Molecular function (GO): protein binding
Source: RefSeq, a predicted model, not a curated record
CUGUAACUCACUAUCUUUUAUAAUUAGCAACUCUUGUGUUUUUGAGGACAUUCUUAAACAAUCAAUUUUAUAUUUGUCAGCUCUACUCAAAACCUUUUAGGUUGCUCAUUUUAUAACGCUUACUUAUCUCGGCAUUACUGACGGUAUAGUGGUUCACUCGCUCACCACGCAGGCAGCUUGGGUUCGGUUCCUAUUAGUGAUGGUGUCAGUUGUGAAUGAGUGUGAAUGGUUAGUGGUGACUGGCGACCAAACUUCAGGGUGUAGGCAGCUCGCAUACGCUCCAGCUCCUCGAUCCUUGAACACGGAGGCCAUGAGUCAACCAGUCGUGUUGCCUUAUAAAGCACCAGAACAGCCUUAAGAAUCACUCAGAAAGUGUGGAUGCAGGGAAUGCAGUACACAAGAAAAAAGUACUUUUUUAAUUGCAGAGACCAGCUGGAUUAGAACCUUGGAACAUUUCAGUUUGCCCCCCUUGGAUUAAGCUGUUUCACAAGUAGUGUAACUUGUCAUCGCCAAGCAGUGUCCCCAUUCUUACCCCAUCUGCAGCCCAAAACCCUCAAUGCUCAAUUCUGAUGCCUCCUUCAGCUCCAGGCGGGAGCUCCUUGACCUACAUGGCCCCCCUCUCAGCAGGGAUCCUUCUCUGGACGACCCAAGCCCCGUGGACUCUCACAUAGACAGCCUCGUAGACUCGGGGGCCAGACACACCGAUGCUCCCGUUCGGCCAUCCAUUCUCACUGGAGUUUCCACCUUUCCAGGACAAAUCUAUGGGGCACAAAGCAGCCUUUGCUCAGAGUCACAGAUUAGGUUGAAUCAAAUCCCCACAGACUCAAAUCAGCUUUGCGGCUGGGGGGCUCUGACACCCAAAGCUGUCCAAGUCUUCAACACUCCCCGUUGGGUCUUGUUUUUCCUGUGUGUGGCCUCUUUCCUCCAAGGGAUGAUCAUCAAUGGCUUCAUCAACACCGUGGUGACAACCAUAGAGAGGCGCUUCGACCUGCGAAGCUACCAAGCUGGGCUCAUUGCCAGCUCCUAUGACAUCGCGGCGUGCAUUUGCCUGGCCUUUGUCAGCUACUUUGGCGGGACGGGCCACAAGCCUCGUUGGCUGGGUUGGGGGGUGCUUCUCAUGGCUCUGGGUUCUCUGGUCUUCGCCUUGCCUCACUUCACCACGCCACCUUACCGGGUCAGUCUGUCCAAGCAAAGUGGAAUGUGUUCUGCCAACCGGACCAGCCCUUGCCAGGACCAAGAGGGCGGGGGAUUGUCCAGCUACCGAUUUGUGUUCAUGCUGGGACAAUUUCUCCACGGCAUGGGCGCUACACCCCUUUACACACUGGGUGUCACGUAUCUGGAUGAGAAUGUCAAGUCAAACUACGGGCCUGUUUACACUGGGAUCUUUUAUACUGCAGCCAUUGUGGGUCCAGCAGCAGGUUACCUACUUGGGGGUUACUUCCUCAACAUUAACACUGAGAUCCACCUCACGACAGAGAUGACCCCAGAGAACCCUCUUUGGGUUGGUGCUUGGUGGAUUGGCUUCCUACUCGGUGGAGCAGCAGCUCUGUUGGUGGCGUUUCCCAUCCUGGGCUAUCCAAGACAGCUGCCAGGUUCUCAGGAGCACAAGGCCACGCGGGUGUCUGAGGCCCACCAGCUCAAAGAUGGCAGUCACACCACAGCUUCGGACCCUCAGUUUGGCAAAUCAGUCAAAGACAUGCCAAGAUCUGUGCUGCUGCUUCUAAAGAAUCCCACCUUCUUGUUUUUGUGCUUGGCUGGUGCUACAGAGGCCACUCUCAUUGCUGGCAUGUCAACAUUUGGUCCCAAAUUCUUAGAGUCUCAAUUCAGCCUCAGUGCAUCUGAAGCUGCCACUUGGUUCGGUUACAUGGUUGUACCAGCAGGAGGCGGGGGUACUUUCCUGGGGGGCUAUAUCGUAAAGAAACUGAACCUCCGCUGCCGAGGCAUCAUUCGUUUCUGCAUGAUCUGUGCCACUGUCAGUCUGAUCGCCAUUUUCAUCUUUCUCAUCCACUGUCCAAAUGUGCCCUUGGCCGGAAUCACCACCCCAUACCGGUCGCCGGUCAAAAACCCAAUGGACCAGUUCCAGCAACUUUAUGACCGACCUAAUCAUCUCACGGCAGGAAACAGCAGCUCUUCUGUAACGGAGAGCUUGACAGUGGGCUGCAAUGAAGGUUGUAGCUGUGUCUGGGAGCUGUAUAACCCCGUUUGUGGUGCUGAUAACGUCAUGUAUUACUCCCCCUGCCAUGCUGGCUGUACCUCCAUCAACCACACAGAAGACUCCACGGGCAAAAAGGUGUACUCUGGAUGCAGCUGCGUGGUGUCGGCUAAUGGCUCUUUGGACCAAAAUGGAUUUGCUACGGCAGGAAAGUGUGGCAGCAGCUGCCAACACAUGUCAGCCUUCCUCUCGUUUUUCUUCAUCAUCAUCUUCUUCACCUUUCUCUGUAGCAUCCCGGCACUCACUGCCACACUCAGGUGUGUUCCAGACAGUCAGAGAUCCUUUGGACUAGGCAUCCAGUGGAUUGUCGUACGCACAUUUGGUGGUAUUCCUGGACCCAUCGCAUUUGGCUCCAUGAUUGAUAUUUCCUGCUUACUAUGGCAGGAUAAGUGUGGAGAGCAGGGCUCUUGCUACCUCUAUCAGAACACGGCCAUGAGCCGAUACACGCUCUUCGCUGGCAUUCUUUAUAAGGUUUUGGGGACAAUCUUCUUCUUGCUGGCCAGCAUCUUGUACAAGCCUCCCCCGGAGUCACCUCAAAGCAGCUGCGAAAGCAGUGACCACGAAACCUGCAACAAGAGCGACUUUCCUGUGAAAGAUCUUUCUGCAGACGGUGUCAUUGUCAACCCGCAUGCCAGGUUUUGACAACAGAGGCUUUCAUCUGUGGAGUCUCGGUUUAUGUGACGGUGCUUUUUUGAUACCUUCAGUCAUAGGGAAGUUGUUGUUCCCCAAAACUGAAGCUAACCUUCUGUGUUCCCCAUUAUCUGCGUUUUCUGCAUUAUCAGUUCCGCAUUUCUACAUUACCUUGAAAUAAGUGACAAACUAAAGGAAAACAAAGUGUAAUCACUGAACGUAAUUUACGGGCUACAGAGCACAUCUGACCAGAGACCGCAACAAAUAAAUGUAGCCAUAAAACCGAAUAUUGGUAUGUACAUGUUAUGGCCACUUCACUUUAUGAGCCGCAGGUCUGCACAAGCGAUCACGCGGGUUUUUUAUUUGUAUUUUUUUAAUUUUUGACUUAGUUAAACACCUUUAAAUGCCCCCCCCCCCACAACAAUGCCAAACUUAGCCAGUUAUACAAUAGCACCCCGAGAAAAGUAAUUGAUGGCUACCUUCUGCUUUUUCAUCCUGCACACUAAACCCACCACCAAUCCUCAUCCUAUAUAUCAUCCUAGCCUCACUUUGAACUCCGCUCAUGACUAACAUCAUGAUUCAGUAGCAGUUGUAGUACAGAAAUUACAAUAAUUACAGAUUCUAGUAUGUAACGCUUGAAGACUGCAUACUCCAUAUUUGAUUUGAUUGCCUUUGCUGCUACCAAAUGCUUAAGCACUUUUCCGCUACCAAUUGUCAGUACAUGUAACUUCUGUACAAUUAACUGUUUUCUAACAGGUGAGAAUGUUGACCUCUAAUCAUUCCAUCAUAAUCCUUUUCCCACUGAAUCAGAAUACAGUGGACCCCGAGUUAUGAAUCUCCAUUUUAUGAACUAUUUGGGCUUUGCACAAUAUAUCCAUAGAAAAAUGAUCUAUGUACAAUUUUCAAUAUACGAACGAUCUUUAUGGAUGAGCAGAUGGAUGGAUAUGUUAUCCUCCUUCUCGUGCUACACAGCCAUUAUUAGCAUUCUCGAUCAUCCAUUGACAACCGAUGGACACGAUCGCCCAAACAAAGUCUAAAAAGUUCUUUUAUUUUCAUCAGAAAAUAUUAUUUACAAUAUAUUUUAUUUAAAGGUAUGUAGCGUCUCUUUAAGACAAUGAACGGUUAAUGUCGGUUGAAUCAUGUCAACGCCUGUUGUCGUGGAAGUUCCAACUACAGACAGUACAUUCACCCGAUCGCAAAUGCCAGAAGCAGUCGCGUUAUGAAUGUAUGCGUCAGUAGGUUCCACGGUGACACUUUGACCUUUUGCUGAACAACUAGACAAAGUAUUUACAAUUGGAAUGGCUGCAAAGAAAACGGAAGCUGCUAUAAUGAAUGUUAAAAAGAAGCUUGUUGUGUAGCCUGGCUGUGUGCAUCAUGCGAAGCAAGUGUUGUUCUUGACAAAGAGCUUGCUGGUGAUAAUGUGAGGGAGACAAUAAAAAAAAAAUUACAUGGAAGAAAAACGUUUUCAAAAGAAAUGUCAAAUUAAUCUUUUAUAGUAAAUGACGAUAUGACGUACCAUUUUAUGACAUUUUUGGAGCAAAGACAAGUUUGGACCAGUUUACCAAAAUCAAGAAAUGAUUUAGAAAGGAAAGACAUACCAAAAAAAAAAAAGGAAUGUUUUUAUUUAUGGAGGCCGACUUUUUCAAUGGGGACGCUGUGGUCGUUCUUCCACUUCUCUCCUCCUUUGUUAAAGUUAGCAAGCAAUAAAUAGUUACCGUGUUUUUUUUAAGGUUAAUUUCUUUUGAGUGUGUUUUCAAAUAUGUCUAUAAUGGAUUAUAUUUAUUUUUAACUACACACUGUUUAAAAAAAAUCUUGGCACAGUAAAAUGGCAUUUCCAUUCAUUUCAGUGGGAAACAUGACCUCGUUUUGAUGAACAGUUCAAGUGACAAACGAGGUCACGGGCCUAAUUAAGUUUUAACUGUAUUUUCAAAUUGAUAGUGACCUCCGGAGCAAAAAUCAAAAGUCUGAUGACUGGCCCAUGUGUUAGAAAUUUAAGGAUGAUAGUAAUAUAUAUAUCAUUGCAAAAAUAUCCCACAAAUCGUAAAUACCCCUCUAUGACCCCGAUAUUCGAAUCUAAACAAUCUAUUCCAAUGAAUCUGCAGUAGCUAAGAUUGAAAUUAUAUUCAAAUGUGCAUGAGAAAGAAGCAUGAAGACUUUAAAAGAUGACAAGAUGGAAACUCAGCAUUCCAUGCGUUAAGUUUGAACUGCCAAGUGAGAGAAAAGCAUAUCAAUCCAUUUGCUCCUUUUGUCUCCGCCUCAGUGACAGAAGAUACCGUAGCCACUAUUUUACCUACAUUGCUCCCUGCAAAUAAAGCCAUGCCUUUAAACUACUGCCCGAUGUCUUCCGAAUCUUUUUUUUUUUUUUUUUUGUCGUUAGAGUAUUUGGAAAAGCUUGUGCUCAAACAAACAGUAAACGGAAAAGCACAAUUGUAUUUAUCAAUUUGAACAUGCGGGCGAUGAGAUUGACCGUCACGUGCUGGAUUUUGCGGAAAUCAUAAAACCACAAUUGUUUUGCAGGGUUCUCUCAUUUUGGUUCGUCGUUCAGCUGAUUUGCCCCAUUUGGCAGAUUGAAGAGGUAAACCGCUCAUUAGUUUCUCCGUGUUGCCCGACAAAUCUAUACUUCUUCACUGCUGUAACAUACGCCAAGAGAUGAUGUACUGUAUUGUAUGACCACAUUUUGUGAUCCACAUUCAUGAUUUAAUGUUCAAUAAAUAUUGCUUUCAUUGCCCUCUGUCCGUUGUUAACAUAAGAUGGUGUCUCUUGUUGUUUUGGAUGGACUUGCGAUUUAUGUUGCCAAUGUCGUACGUAACAGCCAGCCAGCUGUGUUUUUCAGACUUUUGUUCAUAUCCUGAAUGUCUUUUUUAAGGAAGAUGAAUUUGAAUAUAUUUUUACGUGCUGUUUCAAUGAUGUCAAGUGUUAUAUAAUUAAAGUUUGAGAUAAAAUUGGA